AUGAUCAAGGUCGCACAUCGAGCUCCAAACUCCACAAGAUUGAAUGAUACUUGGUCUACCAUGAAUAAAACUCAAUUGGACAUUCAAAAAGAAGAACAAAGAGAUUCAUUCUCUCCUUCUUCAUUUUCGAAUCAUACACCUACUACACCUUCUCCAUCUAACCCCGUUCUAUCAUACUCUCAAUCACACAUUCAAUCGAGAGAUAGUAUAACUUCCAAUUCAACGACAACAUCAGCUGUACUGAAUACCCCUAUCGAUACAAGCUACCAAAUAUUGCCUGCUUACACUGACCAUUCAAAUCGUUUCUAUUAUCGGGAUCUGCCUCUACAAGAUAUUGAUUCAAAGAUGACGAGCACCCUUGCCACUCAAUCGAUGAUUCCAAGCAACGAUGUGCACAGCAAUGACAACACUCAAUACAUCUAUACCUUCCAUCAAGGACCUCAAGGUCAACUUGCCCAAUCCCACGAAUUAUCGGUAGAGUAUAUCCACAAUGAUCAUGAACAACAAGUCAACCAAUUUGUUCCAGCACAACAUCAAGGUAUAUUGUAUGGUCAACAACAUCUCGACAUUUCAGGAUGGGCACCUAUGUCGUCUUCAUCUACAAUCACUCAUGUAAAUCCUCAACUCAUGGAACCUUCUCCUUCAAGAAGUUUGAGUCCAGAAUCCAAUGCCUCGCACUCGCCCAACGUUCAAGCAUACGACGAAAUUGUUAUAGCUCCACAGAUAACAGUCUUAUCCACUCAACCAGAUGAGUGGUAUGACGGACCUUCAGAAUGGAUUAGAUCCGUAGCUCAAUCGCACAGACAACGACGAGCAACUUAUCUGGCAAAUCCCAAAGCUUGGCCUAAGGGUGAAGGCGAACCAAAAGAGCUUCAACCUUUGACUGAUCAUUGUCGGUACCCGCAUUUAUGGGAAGUCGAACAAGCUCGAACGGGUUUGACAGAAGACGCAGUCGUUGCUAAGCUUAUGAAGAAAUCUCAAGCGACUAUAGCCAAAGAGUUUGCAAGAUGUCAAAAGGCGAACGAAGAGUUCAAACCCCCCAGACCCAUGAACAGCGCCAUGGCGUUCGCAGACUUUCGCCGACCACAAUGGGGAGAUAUGUACUCUGAUAUGAAAACCGGAUCUAUCUCGACUUGGUUAUCAGCUGAAUGGAGAGCUUUGAAAGAUUACAGACCUGAAGAGUUUGAAUGGUGGACGCGAGUAGCCAAGAAAUACUGGGACAAAUACGUCGAAGACUACGACUACAAAUUCACGAGAGCACCUAAUGGGGAAGGCAAAGGCAGUAAAAAGCGAAAAGCGAAAGCAAAGGAAACGGCUGCCAGAGAAAAGGCUAUUCGGAUGUCACAAGAAGCCGCGAGGAGAGGCUCAUCAAGAAACGGCAGCAGAAGAAGUACUAAAAGUGACAGCAUGUCAACUCCGAUGAGUAUCAUGAUGCCCAAUCAUCAACCGUUUGAAAGCCCAAACGUUCUUGGAUUAACCGGUGUUUCACAUUUGACUCCAACUACCCUCACUCCAGGAUCUUUGCCUUACAAUGCCACUGGGUAUUUCGAUGGAUAUUCGUUCCCAUUGACGGAAGACUCAAGGACUCCUUCACCGCCGCAACUUCUGACUCCUCUUGAACCUUCUCAUUUAUCUCAUGGUCAGCUGCACCCUCAUUCACCACUUCCGUACCAACAACAGAACUACUUCUACCCCACUGAGGCUCAAAUGCACUUUGCUCAUCACCAGGCUGCCCAACAACAGCAACAACAUCACCAUCAGCAGCAUCAACAACAGCAACAGCAGCAUCAACAACAGCAACAACAGCUUCAUAUCGCCUUCUGCCCCAAUGCAGGAUACUAUCAACCUCCUCUCAUCAAUCCGCAUGAAAUUUUCGCCCCAAACCAAAAUCACAAUCAAAAUCAUCAUAUUGGAUUAACACAUCAUGUACCUACAUUGGCCCCAUACAAUAUCCCUUCACCACAGUAG
This is a messenger RNA of Kwoniella shivajii, 1968 nucleotides long. RefSeq lists its product as uncharacterized. The coding region runs from base 1 to 1968 and encodes 655 amino acids. Lineage: Eukaryota; Fungi; Basidiomycota; Tremellomycetes; Tremellales; Cryptococcaceae. The record is from RefSeq and is a predicted model, not a curated record. The transcript has 3 exons.